Lynx canadensis (Canada lynx) is the source of this 2638-nucleotide messenger RNA. It is a transcript of the gene XG, whose product is annotated as Xg glycoprotein (Xg blood group). The transcript has 12 exons. The record is from RefSeq and is a predicted model, not a curated record. Bases 405 to 1037 code for a protein of 210 amino acids. Lineage: Eukaryota; Metazoa; Chordata; Mammalia; Carnivora; Felidae. Gene Ontology annotation, biological process: homotypic cell-cell adhesion; T cell extravasation; positive regulation of neutrophil extravasation.
CCAUCCGUCCCUGUGUAGGGAGCGUCCUCCCAGUGCCCAGGGUGGGGGCCUUUGAUGUAGCUGAACCUCCCAGGCCUGGCGAUGCCUGUUUCCAGCCCUGACGGAGGGCGGGAGGCUGGCUCCGGGUGUGUCCUCGGCGUGCGAGCCCUUGCUGGUCUCACGGGCCCCGGGCUGCACACGGGCUCCGGGCUGCGGGGUUCGGCGUCUGAGCUCGCGGCCCAUUAGCUUCUGGCCGCGGGACUGCCGUUGGGUUCAUACUUUCCGCUUGAAACAUCGCCUCUGUGCCUUCCAAGCUGGGAGACAGGAAGUCGACACAUCGAGGGUGGGGUGGGGUCCGGGAGGCCGGAUCUCACAAGCCGCCGGGCUGCGGCCUCCACGGGGGCUGCUUCCGACUGGCGACAGCCAUGGAGAGGCGCUGGGGACUGUUCUGGGUCGCGGUGCUGGGCUUUGUGCUGUGCGUCCAAGGUCAACGUGACUUUGAUUUGGCCGAUGCCCUCGAUGACCCCGAACCCACCAAGAAGCCAAGCUCGGAUGUCUACCCCAGACCGAAGCCCCCGUAUCACCCACAGCCAGGCAUGCCCGACAACAGCGGAGGCAUCUACCCCAGACCGAAGCCCCCGUAUCACCCACAGCCCGACAACAGCGGAGGCAUCUACCCCCGGCCGAGGCCACCCCCGCGCCCCCAGCCCGGCGGUUCCGACAGCGGUGGAGGUUACUUUGGGAACAGGGACCAGGAUGACGGCCGCUACCCGCCCAGGCCCAGGCCACCCGCAGCUGGCGGUGGUGGCUACUAUCCCAACAAUGACGGCCACGGAAACGCCUAUGGAGGAGGGCGUUCUAGACCCAACUCUUACGGAAAUAAUUAUGGCGGAGACGGAUACUCCACGUACGGCAACCAGCAAGGUAACACGAUAGCGAAAAUCGUGUCCCCCAUCGUGUCCGUGUUGGUGGUCAUGCUGGUGGGUGCUGCCACGGGGUGGUUCCAGCGAAACAGGAGGAGAAAUUGUUUCAGGACAAGAGAACCAGAGCACGUGUGACGGCUUCAGGAUCCCGCGGUUGCUUUGAGAGAAGCUCAGUGUAGACGAGGUCCCCGUGUAUUGCUCCCGUGAGAGCUCCUUCCAUUGCGGACAUCAUCGCCACCCUAAAGCAUCUCUGUCUGGAGGGGACCGGCUGCCUGACAAAGAAUUUCUGAUCCGCCGGGCGGGGGAGGGGGGUGUUUAUAAAGAUAAGUUAGCCAAGCCUUGGGUCCUAAGAAGACGGUCUGACCUGCACGUUCGAUGACUCCUUUGACCAGAUUGCGAGGCUGUGGUGGGUUCCCCAGAACUACCUCACGGUGCAGGAUGCGUACAUUGUCCCAAAGUACGACGGGGGUGCAAAGGCAUGAGGGGUCUCGGGCUGGGGGUGCUGUCUCCUUCUGGGGGUUUCGGGGGACCCUCCGAGGGUUUCCAGCGGGCUCUGGGGAGAAACCUGAUCCGUGGGAAGUCUUCCUCAAGGAGCCAGCACCACCCCCUUCCAGCUGGAACAGCAGGAUUCCCGCUGCUCAGUGCUGGCCGUGACCAUGUAACCCUUAUUAGCACACAGUAAGGCUGGCAUUUCCAGUUGCUGGUGCAUACACUCCCUGAUGUGCAAGACAUCGUGGGCAAUCUGUGCAGACUUUUUCUCUUUUUUUCCUGCGAAAUCUUAGGAUUUUGGUAUUUUGGGAAGGGAGAAAAUUGGGACCGGCAGUCAUGAUUGGUGCCUGUUGAGUCUUCCCGUAUUAUUUUUCAUGUGAUAGUCUGUAGGCAAGUGUGUUGAAGGCAAUGGCAUCCUUUUCCUUGGUUUCUACUUUUUUUCCGCCCCUUUUUACUGGAGUAGAAAAUUCUAAGUCCUAAGGCAUCUAAAAAGCAUACUAGGUAUUUGCUUCUAUUUUAGCGACAUUUUAAGGGAAGCUGGGAAAAAGGAAGGAUUUGGGCUCAUUGAUAGAAUUUCAUCCAACUAACGUAAAUGCUUAUAGGACUUUCGGAGUUUGCCCUAAAUAUCAGCACUGAACAUAAAGACAGUUACUGCAAUCCAGAACUCAUCAGGAGGGCCCAGGAAAGUCCUAAAUUGUUGUAUGCACCAUGCUCAUGGUUAUGAACUGGGAGGUAGGUCUCCAGGGAGGACUUGAACGCAGAAAGACCUAGAAAUACCUCCCCAAAUAGAAAAGGGAAUUUACAGCUAACGCUCUUGAUGGGAUGUGAUUCAUAUGUGAUUGGAGCACUUUCAAGAUGGCCGUGGUUACCAUCUGGUUGCUAUCGGGAUGGGAAUGUCCUCCGACGUUUCUCCAGUGUCCCCAUCAAGUGACAAAGCCUCGUGGCCCCAACACUCUUUCUGUAGUCUUUUCUGUGGGUUUCGGUAGGAGUUUAUUUUGAGUCUUGAUAAAAAGUAUGCGUGUGUGUGGACAGACAGACACAUUCACACCGUCACAGACACUCCUGGACGGAAUGGAAGCAUUCAUAACGACAUACGUCCAUUGGUUUCCUGUAACUGCCAUAAGUACAUUUUUAUCGUGUAAAAGAAAUGUAAAAAAAAAAAAUAAAGUAAAAAGACGUCUUCUUUGUUUCCCACCGACGUUGAUGAAACAGCACUGGAAAAUAAAAAUCAUAAGGCAUCGAGUAAA